AUGGAGGAUGCUAGUGUUCAGACAAACAAUGUUUGGACUGAUAAGUACUUUGCCAUUGCUAUGGGGGCAAUCAUCGUCUUGUUCAGUCUUUUUCAUUGGGGCAGUCUAGCAUUUUCAAGAUAUGGACCACAGGUGCCUGGAAAGAAGCUGGGUCAGACUAUCGCCAGACGCAUGGGCUGGAUCUCCGUGGCAAACUUUGUCUUGCUAGUCUUCCUUGCCCUCCGAAACACCCCAAUAGCGCCCUUGUCCGGUCAGUCCUACGAGAAGCUACGCCCCCUCCACAAAAUUGCUGGGUACACCUGCAUAGUCAGCAGUGUCACACAUGGAAUCCUUUUUCUCAAAGAGAGCGCAGAGAUUGGAUACCUUGAGUUGAUGAGCGAACGAGAGAAUCUUUCAGGCGCACUGGCGGGCUUAUCGAUGGUGAUUAUCGGUCUCUCCACAAUAAGCUGGUUUGCUAGUCGAUACUACGAAGCAUUUUAUAUUAUCCACGUCGUUUUGUUCAUCCUCAUUGUGAUUCUUGUCGGAAUGCACCGCCCCGAAAUUACCACAUCUACACUGGCCAUUGUCAUCUUCAUAGCCUGCAUCUGGCUUUUGGACCGAUCCCUACGAGCAUCAAGAUUUGUGUGGAAUUUCUUCGGGAAUUAUGCCACUCUUACUCCGAUGCAAGAUGGCGCGGUUCGAGUCAAGCUCCAACGUGGUAUCCGCUGUUCUCCCGGAUCUCAUGCAUUUAUAUGGAUGCCAUCCAUCCGCUUUUUGGAAACCCACCCCUUUACGAUGAUAUCCGCGGACCCUGUUGAGCUUCUCGUCCGUCAAUAUGACGGGUACACCCAUGAACUAUAUAAAUUCGCUCACGAGCAACCUGGCAGAACUGUGCGUUGCUCCAUGGAUGGAGGAUAUGGGCAAGUUCCGAAUUUCAUGAACUUUGAUAAAAUAAUCCUCGUUGCGGGUGGUAGUGGUGCCACUUUCACCAUUGCGAUUGCGAUUGACUUGUUAAGUCGUUGUGCUGCUGCAAAUGUGACCAAGCAGAUUGAUUUUAUUUGGACGGUGAAAUAUUCGAGCUCCCUAAAAUGGUUUCAAGAUGAAGUUGGAAAGCUUCAAGACUCGCCUUUAGUCAAUCUAUUUGUUCACAUAUCGCAGGACGAUUUAACCAGCCAUGAUUCUAGCAGAGGAACAUCUCCUGUUGGUAGUGACAUGGAGAAAGGCAAGGAUGCCAUGCGUUCAUUGGAAAAUCCGUCUUGUAUCCGGAAAGGAAGACCUGAUAUUUCAGAAUUUGUUGCGAGCGGUAUAGCGUGCUGUCCUCUACAAUACAAAGUUGGGAUAGGUGCCUGUGGGCCUAUGAAAAUUCUCGAAGCCACACGACGAGCAGCUUCGCAAAAAGUCUUUGAUGAUGGCCCGUCUAUUACGCUGCACAUUGAGGAAUUCGAAUGGUGA
Penicillium verhagenii is the source of this 1431-nucleotide messenger RNA. RefSeq names its product ferric reductase family protein. Gene Ontology annotation, molecular function: ferric-chelate reductase activity. Gene Ontology annotation, cellular component: plasma membrane. The record is from RefSeq and is a predicted model, not a curated record. Gene Ontology annotation, biological process: intracellular iron ion homeostasis; iron ion transport; copper ion import. The coding region runs from base 1 to 1431 and encodes 476 amino acids. The transcript has 6 exons. NCBI's taxonomy places the organism in Eukaryota, Fungi, Ascomycota, Eurotiomycetes, Eurotiales, Aspergillaceae.